Penicillium daleae is the source of this 984-nucleotide messenger RNA. RefSeq lists its product as uncharacterized. Gene Ontology annotation, cellular component: plasma membrane. Lineage: Eukaryota; Fungi; Ascomycota; Eurotiomycetes; Eurotiales; Aspergillaceae. The record is from RefSeq and is a predicted model, not a curated record. Bases 1 to 984 code for a protein of 327 amino acids. Gene Ontology annotation, molecular function: water channel activity. The transcript is spliced from 3 exons. Gene Ontology annotation, biological process: transmembrane transport.
AUGAGGUUUCACAAGCGGGAAGCCUCACAGGCCUCUACCCUUGGUGGGCCUCCUAGCCCUGGAGGCCGCGGCCAGCUGCCAAUGCUCCAAAUGCCAGACAGGAUGCGAUUCAAUCUCCUCUGCAUGUUCGGAGAGUUCGUGGGAACCUUUAUGUUCCUCUUCUUCUCCUUCGCUGGAACUCAGGUCGCCAAUACACCCAUGCCAGCUCCGGGAUCGCCCCCGAAUACUUCCAAUCUCUUGUAUUCGUCUCUGGCCUUCGGUUUCGCUUUGACUGUCAAUGUCUGGGCUUUCUUCCGAGUCACCGGUGGCCUUUUCAACCCUGCGGUCACUCUCGCUCUAUGCGUAACCGGCGGUAUGCCCGCCCUUCGCGGAUUGAUGGUCUUCCCCGCUCAACUUGUUGGUGGCAUUGCCGCUGCUGGUGUUGUUAGCGCCCUUUUUCCAGGUCCUUUGAACGUAUCUACUCGAUUGGGUGGCGGAACCUCCAUCUCACAGGGUCUCUUCAUCGAGAUGUUCCUGACUGCCCAGCUCGUGCUUGUCAUUAUCAUGCUGGCUGUCGUCAAGCACAAGUCGACCUACCUGGCACCGGUCGGCAUUGGUCUCGCUUUCUUCGUCUGUGAGAUGGUCGGUGACUUCUACACCGGUGGUUCCCUGAAUCCCGCCCGCUCCUUGGGUCCUGAUGUUAUCAACCGCAGUUUCCCCGGAUAUCACUGGAUCUACUGGGUUGGACCUUUGCUCGGAUCGCUUCUGGCUUCUGGCUUCUACCACCUCCUCUGCUAUGUCCGCUGGGAGAAUAUCAACCCUGGUCAGGACUACAACGAGUGGGAGACCAAGGCUCGGAAGGACUCCAUGGCUGCCUCUGAGCCCAACAUGGCUGAUCCUGUCCACCAUGGCGUUGUCAAUGGCAAUUACACUAGCACUGGUGACACUACUAAUGGCUAUGUGCGUCCGCCGACAUCUGAGACUUCUCCGGAGCAGCAGGUGUAA